GCUGCGCUCAUGAACAAUCUUCGCUGCUACAUGUUGUUGUGUUGUUUUAUCUGUUUGCAUUGUAGGUUUCUGCGUUGUAUCUUUCAGACCUGACGUCUAAAUAGAGCACCCACAUUGAAUUCGACAUACUGUACAGUGUGCGAAGACACAUGCUUUAAAUAUAUCACGUGUUGACAGUGGACAGGACAACAAAUAAAUGGUCCAGAUGUCUCUAUUUUAUAGGCGUUUCAUGGUUGCAUCCUGCAAACCGACUUUAUGGGUAUGGAGAGAUGUUGAUCCUGACCAAAGCUCCAGAAUGCUGAGCCAAUGUUGGAGGAAGUUGUGGCCUUCAGAAAGAACCUAUACUGGCUCAAUUCCUUCAAGCCCUGAUUCUGAUCUCAGAAAUGUGGAGAUGUCAACUCAAAGUGAGAAAGACUUUCACACUCCUGUUAUGGUGAAAGAGGUACUGCAGUGUUUGGACAUUCAACCAGGACAGGUUGUCCUGGACUUGACCUUUGGGUCUGGAGGCCACUCGAAGGCCAUUCUACAGUCAGCGCCUGGUGUAACAGUGGUGGCUGCAGAUCGUGACCCCUUGGCGUUCCAACUGGCUCAGUGUUUAUCUCAAGAAUACCCGGGCCAGGUAAAGCCAGUGCUCGGGAGGUUCAGUGAGCUGAAUAACCUGCUCCCAACAUUGGGUUUGGGACCGAGAGAUGUGGAUGCUGUCCUUCUGGAUGCUGGUUGCUCCUCCAUGCAGAUGGACUUAGCAGAGAGAGGCUUCUCCCUCAGCAAGGAUGGACCACUAGACAUGAGGAUGGAUGGAGACAGGUACCCCAACAUGCCCUGCGCGGCUGACGUGGUCAACGCCUUAGAUCAACAGGCGCUUGCGUCUGUGCUGGCCGCGUACGGGGAGGAGCGGCACACCAAGAAAAUUGCUGCGGCCAUCGUACAGGCACGAAGUGUAUACCCCAUCGGCCGGACCAUGCAACUGGCCAGCAUUGUAGCAGGAGCGUUUCCAGCCAGUGCACUGUAUGCCCGGCGUGACCGACUGCAGCGGCCAUCACACGUGGCCACCAAAACCUUCCAGGCCUUACGGAUGUUUGUGAAUGAUGAGCUAAACGAGCUGCACACUGGCUUGCGUGUGGCACAGACUGUUCUCCGUCCCAAGGGGCGACUCUGUGUUCUUACCUUCCACUCCUUGGAGGACCGGCUGACCAAGCGCUUCCUCCGUGGAGAGGACUUGGCUGCCCCGCCACACCGUAGCAUUCGCCAGCGAGCCAAAGCCCAACAUGGAGUAGAAGAAGAGGAGAAAGAAGAUGAGGAAGAGUAUGAAGAAGAGGAGAGGGGACGAGAGAGCGCCCAUUGGGUUAGUCUGCAGAAGAAGGUGAUGAAGCCAAGUGAGGAAGAGUUGCAGGAGAACCCAAGAGCACGAUCAGCUAAACUCAGAACAGCCAUAAGACGAUAGAGGUGAUCCAAUUUCAAACAGUGUGGAAAAAAACUGAUCAGAGAUUUAUUAAACAUUCUAGUGUAAAAUAAACAAUAGAAUUCCAGAAUUUGUGUUUUGUAACAGUUGAAGAGUGCAGAUAAAUUGCACUGAAAUCCAGAAACUGCCUGACUGAACGGCAUGAACUCACAUGACAAACUCAAUUUUAUGUCAGGUUGGGGGUGCUCAUGGUUGAAUCCAUCUUGUUCCUACUGAGCCUUUGCCUCCCCAUUACACUAAUAAUUAUACCAUACAACAUAACUGGUUCUGUGACUUCAGCGCAAAGCCAAAUUCAGGAUCACUUCACACAUGGGUUCUAUCCAACUCUCACCUUUUCCCUGACUCAUUUACGCUGCACUCAUGCCUAUAGGGCAAAGUCUGGCUGCUUCCUAUGAAGUUUCUAAAGUUUCUAUUAACAGCUAGAAUAAGAUUCUUCAGUUAUAACACACUGAUCCUUCUUUAUAGACGAACAAUCUUCAAUGUGACAAGAGGCCAGGAGAAUUUUCACGGGUGGAAAAUUAAAAAAUUUACAUAAAACCUUUGACACAAUUAAUGAGUAUAGCUUCACAUCACUGCAGUAAGUGUUGGGGUGCAAACGUGGGUGUGUGUAGAGCCCACAUGUAAGUUGGCAGUGCAGCAUGUGACAGAGAGAGACAGAAAGAAAGAGACAAAAAGAUUGCGUCUCUAUUUAUUGGCCUCUCUCCCUUUGUUGAGCUUGUUGGGUGAGUCACACACCUGCAGGACUUGGGUGGGAUUCAGCUACCAUGGUAAUACUCAGUGCCUUGUGUACUGUACUCUGUUCGUUGAGUUGCUUGAUUCACAUGCAUAUUCCCAAUUAGUCCCUGUUUUUAACACCCAAUUAUAUUGGUUCACCCUGAAUGAGAAUUAAUGCAGCUAUUCAGCCAUAAAUAAUAUUGAAUAAAUUGUUCAAUGAAACUGUUCAAUUUCAUGCCUUUUCUUGGCAAAUCAUCUUACAGAUAUACAUUAACACAUACAUGUAAAAAUGUUCUUAUAAUUAGGGAUGUAGAUUUAACAUGUUAAUACAGUGCAAUUAAUUAUAUAUUAAAAAAAUAAAGCAUUAAAAAAUGUAUGCAAUUAAUCAUGUCCCCAGGCCCGGACUGUAUCAAAGAAUAUUCCUACUUUUGGAACAAUUCAAGCUUGAAGUACCACCUGUUUUCAUGGUUUCAGCAGGGGGCAGUAAGCAAAUCUCCAGCUGUAUAGACAACAAGCUUGACAGAAAAACAAACCACACUCAGGCUUGUUUGACACUAGCAACAGCACAAGAUGAGAACACUUUCUUGCGUUCAAACACAACUGGACGGAGUGCAAUUCCAAAUGCAGGGUUCUUAAGAAGUAUUUUUUGACAUUUCAAACUACGUUUAACUUAACACAGUAACCUAAAAAUGCUGUUUAUGAUGCAAUGCAACCUAAGCGAGACACUUCAAAAGUGUCCAAUAAUAUGGAAAUAAACAAUAUAUUGCCUUCUAAAGCCAUUUUAUGUAUUGUCCUAAUAAUGCUUUACUGGUCUGCCACAAUAAUGCAAUGCAUUUUAAUUAUCUGAAUUAUUACAUUUAUAAUUAUUUAAAUAUAACUAUUUAUAAUUAUUUAAAUAUUAUAUAUUGAAUUAUUGUUAUUUGAGGGGCUUUAUCGGCAAAUAUAUAUAUACGACUAAUUGUGAUAAUUCAGUUAUUUAAUCGGCAUAUCAUGUAUUUAAUUUAAUAAAAAAAAAUAAUUGAUUGGUAGCCCUAAAUAUAAUUUAAUUCUUUGCCUAUGGCAUAACAGAUACACAUUAAAUACAAUUUCUUUCAGCUUUAGGUUCAUUAUUGAUUAUUUUCCAAGAAAAUGCUUUUCAAUCACACAUAAUUGUAGCCAGGGAAAGUAGCUUUAGUCUAGGUUCAGAGUUUAAAGAGGAUAGACUGUAGCCAGUGCUGCCUCCAACUGGUCAAGAUUUAUAAACAAUGCACAAACAAAAAACAAGAGCCUGUUAUCUUGUACUCCACCAAGUUCCAAAUAAUCCUUUAUUUAAAGGGCUUCUCGAAAGAAAAAUUAAAUAAAAAGGCCACAUUGCAUUAGUUUGGAUUGUUCAGCUUGGCAUGAAUCAGCACAGAGACUUUAAAUACUCUGUGACUCAAACAUGUCAGAAAGUUUUUUUUUAAUGUGUGUUUUUAUUUUUUAUUCAUUGUGUCUGCAUCUUACUUACUUCCCCCCCAUCUCUAGCUCUCCUGCACAAUCUUAUUCUGUUGGCUCUAAAUAUACACCUCCCUGUCGUUACCUUGGAAACUAAAUGGCACAUGUAACAUUGAAUUUAAUGGUGUUUAAGUGUGUUUGCUAUUCUAAUAAUGGUGUGAUCAGCCAGAGCCUCUGCUCUGCCUUGGACACCUUUUCCUCCCUCUCUACUCUUGCUGACGUCACAGCUACUCUCACAAGCUGCCUGCAUGCUAAUAUGUGUCGGAUGUGAAGCCUUGAUCCUGCUGUGAGAUGAGAGUGUUGGAAAGAUGUUAUGUGAUGAUCAGAGGAGCAAGAUUUCAGAUAGCAGCACUGGAAUUCUGAUUACUUGCAUUCAAAUUAAUUGUUACUUUAUAAAGCUGUUAUAAAAUGAAACAUGCUGCCUGCAUUGACAAAUGUUUCUCACAGCCACCCUAAGCUAUGAAGUUGUAAUUGUGAAAACACAAUGAAUGCACAUUCUUCACAGUCACUGUAAAAAUACAUAAAUG
Molecule: messenger RNA, 4173 nt
Organism: Myxocyprinus asiaticus (Chinese sucker)
Lineage: Eukaryota; Metazoa; Chordata; Actinopteri; Cypriniformes; Catostomidae
Product: 12S rRNA N4-methylcytidine methyltransferase-like
Exons: 6
Coding region: 197-1441 (414 amino acids)
Biological process (GO): rRNA base methylation
Molecular function (GO): rRNA (cytosine-N4-)-methyltransferase activity
Source: RefSeq, a predicted model, not a curated record